Leptomonas pyrrhocoris is the source of this 852-nucleotide messenger RNA. RefSeq lists its product as hypothetical. The transcript has a single exon. Bases 106 to 852 code for a protein of 248 amino acids. The record is from RefSeq and is a predicted model, not a curated record. Lineage: Eukaryota; Euglenozoa; Kinetoplastea; Trypanosomatida; Trypanosomatidae.
AGCAAGCCCCUUUUUUUUUUCCAACGAAUGAAGAGCCUUGCGUCUUGUGGACGAAGCGUCGGGCUGCUCCGUAGAGUUACCGCGUGCCGCUGCUCAUGUCCGAGCAUGCCCGCUCUGCGCUGCUCCGGCUCGUCCGCAGCAGGACAGGCAGGAUCGGGGGGCAGCGCCCCUCGCGCGGACGGCUACGACCAGUUCCGACACCAGCAGCAGCAGUAUCACCGACGCUCCUUUCACGAAAAAGGAUCUGCAGCGCCGCGUGGAAACGCAGAAGGCGGUGCGCAACAGCAAGAUCAACAGACCCAGUCGCGUGCAUCGGCGUCUUCCUCUUCCUCCUCCUUCUCCUCGACAUCAGAGAGGGUGAAGGAUGAGCGCGUGUACGGACUCGGCUCUGCCACGGCGCAGCAACGCCGGCAGGUGCGUCAGCAGUGGGAGAAGUCGUUUCUAGGUCGCGUGCACUACGAUGAAGGGAUGCACAGCCGCUUCGCCGAAGCGCUCGCGUCAGAGGAAGAGGAGGCCUACGGGCAGUCGAUUGAGGGCGCCUCGCACGCCGAACUCUUCCCGCGCUGGCCCGAAGAUGAGGAGGCCCCGCUGGCGCAGUUUCGACGGCUGCGGCCCGCGCUGCAGCUGCGUUACAUCGUGAACCGCCUGAGCAUGGGCGAGCGCCGCAUCCGUUACGCUGCGGACUACGGCAGUCUUUCGAUGAUGCAUCAGCUCAACCUGGGUGAGCUGAUGGUGCAUGAGGCGGAGAAGCUGUUGGGGGAGCUGGGCUGGAUGAACGAGGAUGUGGCGGCGCAGAUUGAGGAGCUGAAGAUGCUGGCGGCGAAGAUCAAGUACGACUUUGACCUCGAUUAG